AUGUGUCACCAACUCAUUCAGGUCUUUGAUUGUGGACACAACACCGGAUCAAAAAUUAUCGAAUGCAAGAACCCUACCAGCGAUUGCAACGAGGUAUUUCUGCGGCAGGAAUUGGAAGAUAUCGCAAGACUGUGUGCAUCAUGUCAGAGGAAAGAAGACUAUCACAAAGCUUACCGGAGGGAAGUGGUAGAGGAUGAAGGCUACUGGUCUUAA
Molecule: messenger RNA, 213 nt
Organism: Lachnellula hyalina
Lineage: Eukaryota; Fungi; Ascomycota; Leotiomycetes; Helotiales; Lachnaceae
Exons: 2
Coding region: 1-213 (70 amino acids)
Source: RefSeq, a predicted model, not a curated record